AUGGGUAACUGCAGCUCAUCAUGCUGUGGAGGCCGAUCCCGCGAGGGCCUGUACGAGCCCGUUUUGGCCGAUAGCGAGCGUGAAGCUGUUGCUGACCUGUUGCAAUAUCUCGAAAACCGUGGAGAAACCGACUUCUUUUCCGGGGAGCCCCUUCGAGCUCUCAGCACUCUCGUCUUUUCAGAAAACAUUGACUUGCAACGCAGUGCAAGCCUCACAUUUGCGGAAAUCACGGAGCGAGAUGUUCGAGAGGUCGACCGAGACACACUAGAGCCCAUUCUCUUCUUGUUGCAAAGUCCCGAUAUUGAAGUUCAGAGAGCUGCCAGUGCGGCACUAGGCAACCUGGCUGUGAACACCGAGAACAAAGUCCUCAUCGUUCAGCUAGGCGGGUUAACACCGCUCAUCCGGCAGAUGCUAUCGCCAAAUGUUGAAGUCCAGUGCAAUGCCGUAGGAUGUAUCACCAACUUGGCUACCCAUGAAGAGAACAAGGCCAAGAUUGCAAGAUCGGGUGCUCUGGGUCCAUUGACGAGACUAGCCAAAUCUCGGGAUAUGCGCGUACAGAGAAACGCCACUGGAGCCCUUCUCAAUAUGACACAUUCAGACGAGAACCGACAGCAGCUCGUUAAUGCCGGCGCGAUCCCCGUUCUCGUCCAGCUUCUCUCUUCCACCGAUGUCGAUGUACAGUAUUACUGCACGACCGCCCUCAGCAACAUUGCCGUUGAUGCCAACAAUAGACGAAAACUGUCGUCAUCGGAGCCUAAACUUGUUCAGUCCCUGGUACAUCUCAUGGACUCGUCGUCCCCCAAGGUCCAAUGCCAGGCAGCAUUGGCCCUGCGAAACCUCGCGUCCGAUGAAAAGUACCAGAUUGAGAUUGUUCGAGUUCAGGGCCUACCACCGCUCCUUCGUCUUCUUCAGUCCUCUUAUCUUCCUCUCAUCCUCUCUGCCGUUGCUUGUAUACGAAACAUUUCUAUUCACCCCAUGAACGAGUCACCCAUCAUAGACGCCAACUUCCUUAAGCCACUAGUAGACUUGCUUGGAUCAACUGAUAACGAAGAGAUUCAGUGUCAUGCCAUUUCAACCCUGCGUAAUCUCGCUGCCAGCUCGGACCGGAACAAGGCCCUUGUUUUGGACGCUGGCGCUGUUCAGAAGUGCAAGCAAUUGGUGCUUGACGUACCCGUCACAGUGCAGUCUGAGAUGACAGCUGCCAUCGCGGUUUUGGCUCUCAGUGACGACCUCAAGUCACACCUUCUCAACCUGGGAGUCUGCGAUGUCCUAAUUCCAUUGACUCAUUCUCCUAGCAUUGAAGUCCAAGGUAACAGUGCUGCUGCUUUGGGCAACCUGUCUUCUAAAGUUGGCGACUACUCUAUCUUCAUUCAAAAUUGGAACGACCCCAACGGAGGAAUUCACGGGUACCUCAGUCGAUUCUUGCAGUCAGGCGACGCCACUUUCCAGCAUAUUGCCGUUUGGACAUUGUUGCAACUAUUCGAGUCGGAGGAUAAGACGCUAAUUGGGCAUAUCGGCAAGGCUGAUGACAUCAUUGAGAAUAUCCGGGCUAUUGCAAAUCGUCAAGUGGAAGCCGAACCCGAGUUUGAAGAGGAGGAUGAGGGUGAAGUGGUGAAUUUGGCUCAGCGGUGUCUGGAAUUGCUGGGACAGAGCAUGUCCAAAGCACAUAUCGAAGGUUAA
Messenger RNA from Pochonia chlamydosporia 170, 1680 nucleotides. Its product is annotated as vacuolar protein 8. The coding region runs from base 1 to 1680 and encodes 559 amino acids. The record is from RefSeq and is a predicted model, not a curated record. Gene Ontology annotation, molecular function: protein-membrane adaptor activity; protein binding. Gene Ontology annotation, cellular component: fungal-type vacuole membrane. The transcript is spliced from 7 exons. NCBI's taxonomy places the organism in Eukaryota, Fungi, Ascomycota, Sordariomycetes, Hypocreales, Clavicipitaceae. Gene Ontology annotation, biological process: vacuole inheritance; nucleus-vacuole junction assembly.